This is a messenger RNA of Cyphellophora europaea CBS 101466, 720 nucleotides long. RefSeq lists its product as uncharacterized. Bases 1 to 720 code for a protein of 239 amino acids. The record is from RefSeq and is a predicted model, not a curated record. Gene Ontology annotation, molecular function: DNA-binding transcription factor activity. Lineage: Eukaryota; Fungi; Ascomycota; Eurotiomycetes; Chaetothyriales; Cyphellophoraceae. Gene Ontology annotation, biological process: regulation of DNA-templated transcription. The transcript has a single exon.
AUGGCUGAAUUCGACACCAUGUACCUCCCCGGGAGUUUCGCUUCCGGGGAUGCGUUUGACUUCACCGCCGCCGACUUCGAUGUGACUGCUCCUGGCACCGUCUCUCCUUCCGACCUCAUGAACAAUACUGGUGAUUCGUACGUCAUGUCCAACCCCGCUUCGACCGCCUUCCCCAGCCUCAACACCCCGGACUCCAGCUACCUCGAGUCGCCCGCGUUGGCUUCUAGCGGUUUGAAUACCUCUCCUAUGGAUAAUGGCCUUCUGGACAGCACUCUCAACUUCAACGAACUCGAUUCCAUGGCUCCCCUGUUCCCCCCGGGGCUCGAUCAGUUCGGCCAGCACAUGUCUGACGAGAAGCCCAUCCGCAACACCAGUUUCACCUCGGUCAACUCCACUCGUUCGGCUUCUAGCAAUGCGUCACCAAUGGUCCGCCAGAAAUCUUCUCCUGGGCGGCCUCCGGCCCCUUACCCUGCGAACGUUCCUCACGCUCGCAAGCAUUCGGAGUCUGCUGGUAUCUCGAAGAAGGUUCCUCGCAAGGUCCUGCCUGAAAUUGAUAUCAACUCCGAAGACGAUAGGGAGACGGCCAAGCGAAAGAAGAACACUGCCGCGGCCCGCAAGAGCCGACAGCGCAAGGCUGAUAUGAGCGAAGCAAUGGAGGCCGAAAUCAACCGUCUACGGGGCAUCAUCUUCCGGAUGGGCGGCGACCCAGAUGCGGAAUGA